Molecule: messenger RNA, 387 nt
Organism: Lactuca saligna
Lineage: Eukaryota; Viridiplantae; Streptophyta; Magnoliopsida; Asterales; Asteraceae
Source: the annotation of a GenBank genome assembly
AUGUCUUUUAAACCCUAUACUCAGUGUAGGACGACUACUAAGGAUUCAUUAUUUUCGGAAGACAUCACCACCCAGGAGUGGAGUAGCUGUGCUCAUCCCCCGGCCACAACAAAGUUUCUUGUAGGCCAAUCGGGUGCUUGUAGGGCUGGUGACCUUCGAUAUGUCGUGGCUCAGGCUUCUGCCCUUAUGGUUGUUGCCGCUGACCGAGUUUACUGCUCUGGCACGAAUGAAGCACAGAUAAAAACUUUGCAAGAUGCCAUUGCAAGCUUAAAGGAGGAACUCCGUGAUUCAGAGUCUGAACGUCGACUACUGUUUGAGCAAAACUGUAUUGUGGCCUACGAGAAAGUGCUUCGGAAGAUCAUGUGGCCACUUUGGAAGGACAAAUAA